Messenger RNA from Papaver somniferum (opium poppy), 4685 nucleotides. Its product is annotated as alpha-glucan water dikinase, chloroplastic-like. Lineage: Eukaryota; Viridiplantae; Streptophyta; Magnoliopsida; Ranunculales; Papaveraceae. Gene Ontology annotation, molecular function: kinase activity; ATP binding. The transcript has 33 exons. The coding region runs from base 200 to 4402 and encodes 1400 amino acids. Gene Ontology annotation, biological process: phosphorylation. The record is from RefSeq and is a predicted model, not a curated record.
UCCCGCUGUGUGAUUAACAGAACACAAACUUUUGAGGGAGAGAGAGAGGAACAAAAGGAAAGAGUCGAAAGACUAAUUUUUCUGAGCUCUCUCCGACUAAUUCUUUUGAAAUUAGGGAAAAAUAAAACAAUCCCGUAGAAGGUUGGUGAUAAGGAGCUUUAAAAUUUUGAGAAAUUUACUUUAGUUGUCAUCAAGGAAUAUGAGCAAUACCUUAGGGAAUAGCUUGCUUCACCAGUCAUUAUAUAGGUUUGCUGUACUAGAGCAUCAAAGCAAGACAAGUUGUGCAAAUUCUUUGUUCCAAGCUUCUUCAGCAAUUCAUAAAAAGCCUCUUCUUUCCACUAGUUUCCGUGGAAAUUGCCUAAAUGUGAAGAAGAAAUUCAAAAUACCAAAGGGGGCACGUAAUAUGAAUUCUGUUGUUCCCCAUGCUGUAUUGGCUACAAAUCCUGCUUCUGAGCUUGCAGGAAAGUACAAUCUUGAUGGAAAUUCUGAGUUACAGAUAGAUGUUACUGCACCUACCUCAGGAUCGCUCAUGCAAGUAGUUAUCCAAGUCUCAAAUAGUAGCAACUCUCUAGUUCUUCAUUGGGGUGGCAUUCGUGACGGACAAAAGAAUUGGGUACUUCCUUCUUGUCAGCCUGAUGGGUCAAAGUUAUACAAAAAUAGGGCUAUUAGAACUCCAUUUGUAAAAUCUGGUUCCAGCUCCACUGUUACAAUAGAAAUCGAUGACCCGCAGAUACAAGCAAUAGAGUUUCUUAUAAUUGAAGAAUCGCAAAACAAAUGGUUUAAAUGUAAUGGGGACAACUUCCAUGUCCAGUUGGCACAGAGAGCCAAAAGAAGUUCAAAUAGUUCAGUUCCUGAAGAUCUUGUACAGAUUCAAGCAUAUUUAAGGUGGGAAAGGAAGGGUAAGCAGAUGUAUACUCCAGAGCAAGAGAAGGUGGAGUAUGAAGCUGCUCGAACUGAACUACAGGAUGAACUGGAAAGGGGACUCUCUGUAGAGGAGCUGCGCUCCAAAAUAACAAAAAGUGAUGGUAAAAGCAAAACAAAGGAGGCCAGUGCUCCAAACGAGAAAUCUAAAACUCCUAAGAAACAGGAAACCAAAAGACAUUAUAAUGUCGAAAAGAUUCAGCGAAAGCGAAGGGACUUUAUGGAGCUUCUUAACAAAUAUGCUGCAGAAUCUGUGAAGGAAAACGUCAAUAACACACUGAAACCUCCAACUGCGGUUGAGCUUUUUACGAAGGCUAAGGAGGAGCAAUAUGGUGAUUCUGUUAUAAAUAAGAGAACCUUUAAACUUGGUGAUAAGAAAGUUGUGGCACUUGUAACCAAGACUCUUGGGAAGACAAAGGUUUAUCUGGCUACAGAUUUCGUAGAACCACUUACACUUCAUUGGGCUCUGUCAAAGAAUGCUGGAGAGUGGCAGGCACCACCUACAAGUUUAUUGCCCGAGGGUUCAACUCUGCUAGACCAAGCUAGUGAAACACAAUUUAAGAAGAGUUCUUCCAGUGAUCCUACUUACCAGGUGCAAUCCUUAGAAAUUGAGAUUGGGGAGGAGGAUUAUGUAGGGAUGCCUUUCGUCCUUUUAUCAGGUGGAAACUGGAUGAAGGAUAGUGGUUCUGACUUUUAUGUUGACUUUAAGACUGGACCCAAGAACGUUAAACAGAAUCCUGGUGGUGGCGAGGGUACUGCAAAAGCGUUGUUGGAUAAAAUAGCAGACGUGGAGAGUGAGGCUCAAAAGUCUUUUAUGCAUCGGUUUAAUAUUGCAGCAGAUCUAGUUGAUUGGGCCAAAGAUGCUGGGGAAUUGGGUCUUGCAGGUAUACUUGUGUGGAUGCGUUUUAUGGCAACAAGGCAGCUGAUUUGGAAUAAGAACUACAACGUCAAACCACGUGAGAUCAGUAAAGCUCAGGAUAGGCUUACAGACUUGCUUCAAAAUGUAUACAAAAGUCAGCCCCAAAACAGGGAAAUUUUGCGCAUGAUCAUGUCCACUGUUGGUCGUGGAGGUGAAGGAGACGUGGGACAGCGUAUUCGUGAUGAAAUUUUGGUUGUGCAGAGAAAUAACAAUUGCAGUGGAGGAAUGAUGGAAGAAUGGCAUCAAAAGCUCCAUAACAACACUAGCCCUGAUGAUGUUAUUAUAUGUCAGGCACUUAUAGAUUACAUUAAAAGUGACUUUGACAUCAGUGUUUAUUGGAACACUCUAAGUUCAAAUGGCAUAACGAAAGAGCGGCUUCUUAGUUACGAUCGUGGAAUUCAUUCUGAACCACACUUCAGCAGUGACCAGAAAAAUGGUCUGUUGCGUGACCUUGGAAAUUACAUGAGAACUUUAAAGGCAGUUCAUUCAGGUGCAGAUCUAGAGUCCGCUAUUGCAAAUUGUAUGGGCUACAAGGCUGAGGGUCAAGGUUUCAUGGUUGGUGUUAACAUAAACCCUAUAGCAGGCUUGCCAUCUGGAUUUCCGGAUCUGCUGAGUUUCGUUCUGAAUCAUGUAGAAGAUAAGAACGUAGAACCACUUCUAGAGAGUUUAUUGGAAGCUCGUGAGGAACUUCGACCUUCUCUUGUUAAUGCACAUGAUCGUCUACGUGAUCUCCUAUUUUUGGACAUUGCUCUUGAUUCUACGGUUAGAACAGCCAUCGAGAGGGGAUAUGAGGAACUGAAAAAUGCAGGACCUGAGAAAAUUAUGUAUUUCAUUUCUCUUGUUCUUGAAAAUCUUGCACUUUCGUCAGAUAACAAUGAGGACCUCAUCUACUGCCUAAAGGGUUGGGAUCAUGCUAUGAACCUGGCCAAGGGUGGAGACAGUAACUGGGCAUUGUAUGCAAAAUCAAUCCUUGAUCGAACGCGUCUUGCUCUUACAACCAAAGCAGAGCAUUACCAGAAAGUUCUGCAACCAUCUGCGGAGUACCUCGGAUCAUUGCUUGGGGUUGAUGAAUGGGCUCUAAGCAUUUUCACGGAAGAAAUGAUUCGUGCUGGUUCGGCUGCAUCCUUGUCUGCACUACUUAAUCGGCUUGACCCUGUUCUUCGAAAGACUGCUAAUUUGGGAAGUUGGCUGGUUAUUAGCCCAGUUGAAGUUACUGGAUAUGUUGAAGUAGUAAAUGAAUUGCUUGCAGUUCAGAACAAGACUUAUGAGAGGCCUACAAUUCUUGUGGCAAAAAAUGUAAGAGGAGAGGAAGAAAUUCCUCAUGGAAUUGUUGCUGUACUAACACCUGACAUGCCAGAUGUUCUAUCUCAUGUAUCUGUGAGAGCUCGAAAUAGCAAGGUCUGUUUUGCAACAUGCUUUGAUCCGGACAUUCUGAGUGACCUCCAGUCCAAAGAAGGAAAAUUGCUGUGCCUAAAACCUACCUCUGCAGAUGUUGUUUAUAGUGAGGUGAAGGACAGCGAACUUUCUGGUGCAAGCACAAAUUCCACGGAAGACGGAUCUUUACCAUCCAUAUCUCUAGUUAAAAAGCAGUUUGCCGGUAGAUAUGCUAUAUCGUCUGAGGAGUUUACCAGUGAAAUGGUUGGAGCUAAAUCUCGUAACAUUUCCUACAUCAAAGGAAGGGUUCCAUCUUGGGUAGGAAUUCCGACGUCAAUUGCCCUUCCAUUUGGGGUCUUUGAGGAAGUUCUUUCAGAGGGUUCAAACGAGGAAGUUGCUGAGAAACUACAGUCCCUGAAGAAAAGGCUGGGGAAUGGAGAGACUGAAACACUCGGGGAAAUUCGUAAGACCGUGUUGGGGCUUGCAGCUCCACCUCAGUUGGUUCAAGAGUUGAAAAAUAAGAUGCAAAGUUCAGAUAUGCCAUGGCCUGGUGAUGAAGGGGAGAAACGUUGGGAUCAAGCAUGGAUGGCAAUAAAGAAGGUGUGGGCUUCAAAGUGGAAUGAAAGAGCAUACUACAGCACAAGGAAAGUAAAAUUGGAUCACAAUUUUCUCUGCAUGUCUGUACUGGUACAAGAGAUUAUAAAUGCAGAUUAUGCUUUUGUUAUCCAUACUACCAAUCCCUCUUCUGGAGAUUCAUCAGAGAUCUAUACUGAGGUGGUGAAAGGACUUGGAGAAACCCUAGUUGGUGCUUACCCAGGCCGUGCUUUGAGCUUUGUCUGUAAGAAAGAUGAUCUUGACUCUCCAACGUUAUUGGGAUACCCAAGCAAACCUAUUGGACUAUUUAUAAGACGAUCACUCAUCUUCCGAUCUGAUUCAAAUGGUGAAGAUCUGGAAGGUUAUGCAGGUGCCGGUCUUUAUGAUAGUGUGCCAAUGGAUGAAGAAGAAAAGGUUGUGGUGGACUACUCAACAGAUCCGUUGAUCAUGGACAGUAAUUUCCGUAACAAAAUCCUAUCUAGCAUCGCUCGUGCAGGGCAUGCAAUUGAGGAACUCUAUGGAUCUGCACAAGAUAUUGAAGGCGUAGUUAAGGAUGGAAAGAUAUAUGUUGUGCAGACAAGACCACAGAUGUAAUUCUGAUUCCCUUCACUUCCCUUCUUGCGAAGGAACAAAUUUGCGUGAGAGGGAACAAGAAAAAGCAACAGUUUAAGUAGAAAAAAAGCAUCAUAAUUUUAGUUUUGUAGUAGCCACUAUUUUGAUUCAGGUUAGUGAGUAGUGUAGAACUAGAAGUCCACAACUCUUGAAGUGUAAUAAAAACCAAAUAACUGUAAUUUACAGAGAUAAUUUAUUCUUAUAUAUAAAAGUAUAAAAGGUAAUAAAAAUUACCCCUGGUCUACCAGACUACCAGGUUUUGGCA